Lactuca virosa is the source of this 3235-nucleotide messenger RNA. The record is from the annotation of a GenBank genome assembly. NCBI's taxonomy places the organism in Eukaryota, Viridiplantae, Streptophyta, Magnoliopsida, Asterales, Asteraceae.
CUAACAUUUUAAUCCAAGGAAGUGGGACCCAAACAGUGUUUGAUAGGGAUCCAGAUACAGAGAUGUUGAGGGUCCAUCGUCCAAAUCGGAUACUGUCGUUAUACGCCUACAUCCAUCACACUCAAACAUGGCCUUUCAGUCCCCCCAUCUGCUACCACAGUCCACAGAUGCUCUGCGAUUUUACCUCAGAUUCCAAACCCCUAACCUAGCGUUUCAAUUUCUCACUGCUACACACAAAACUCUUUCUCUCUCAUUUCAACAAAUAAACCAACCCUAGAUCUCUCAAGUCUCAAUCUGCAUUCGUGAUAUUCAUGAUUCCUUCCACAUAUAUUUUUCCUAGAAACUUUUAAUAGUAUGUUCUUCAUACCUGGAUUCUCCCCUUAACCCAUUGCACUGUGUAAUUAUCACAUUGAGGCAAACAUUAUCAUAAAUGGGUUCACUUUAUGGCACACACGAGAUUGUUGAGUUAAAUGAUGAACCUAAAGUGAGUGAUUAUUCCAAUCGCUAUCACCAAUCAAGAGCAAAAGAGAAAGAGAAAAAGCCUCAAGGGUGCAGUAGAUAUAUAGAAGAUGACAUCAACAAGCUAUUUGAAGGUAUCAAUAUCAGAACUUCAUUCAAUGGCUCCAGUUAUUCAGAUGAAACAGGUGGCAACACACCAAGAAAAAACCAAAACCCAUCAAAGAAACCAAUGAGAAUGAGCUAUUCAUCUUCCUCCGGAAUCGGGUAUUCCGAACCCGUGUCUUUGAAACAAGCUUUACGGGGUUUAUGUAUUUCUCAAGCUUCAGAAAUGGCUGCCAUUAAACGACAUUCAAUGCCUCCAGGCUCUCCCGCUCUUUCCGAUUCCGGUAAGUUGACCGAUUUCUACAAGUCCUUUGUUAAAGGCACUGAUUCCGGUUCCGGUUCCGUUUCCGUUUCCGUUUCUUCCAUGAAUCAAGAAAGCACAUCAAGAACUUCAGCAAAGAUUCCGAAUCUUGAAAAGUCAACAAAAAGUGUAAAAGUAAAACCUCCACAAAAGCUGAAUGAGAUUUUACUUGUACCGGAAUCGGAAAGUAGUCAAGAACCAAUACAAGAAAAGAAUUCCAUUCCUUCUCCACCUUCGCGUAUUCCAGCCGAAAGUUCAUCGGAAUCGGUCAAUUCCGAAGUUAAUGUCAUAAAGAAUAAUCUUACACCAAGUAAGUCAACCCCAAAGUCACGCUAUAAAGGAAAGUCAACUCGUGUAGUCAAGACUGUAAUUCGAAACAAGAACCUCGUGAAGAAAAAGUCAAAGCAAGAUUUUACCUCAUCUCCUGAAAAAACCAAUCUAAUAUGCCAAAAAUGCCAUUGUACUAUGAAAGAAGCCAAAAGAGAACAACAACAACCGAAUAAAGACUCUUCAAAAUCACCUCUUUCCACCAUCACAUUGAUAAGCAAUAAGAACUCAAAAUACAAAGAUAAAGGCGAAUUCACUCAAAGCUCAAAUAGCAGCAUUUGUGAAUACAGUUCAAGUACUAGCAUAAGUGAAGACAGAAAUCUCAGUGGGUGUAUUAUCAUAAACAGACCUCACAUGUCAAAAGACAUAAGAUGGCAAGCGAUUAACCAUAUCAUGAAACAAAACGGGUUUCUAGGGUUAGGACAUUUCAAUCUGUUGAAGAAACUCGGGUGUGGGGAUAUUGGUACUGUUUAUCUCGCUGAAUUAAUCUCGACAAAUUACCCUUUUGCCAUUAAAAUCAUGGAUAAUGAGUUUUUAGAAAGAAGACAAAAGAUGCCUAGAGCUCAUAUGGAAAGAGAGAUUUUAAGCAUUCUUGAUCACCCGUUUCUCCCUACACUCUACGCUCAUUUUGUUUCUGAAAACUUAUCGUGUCUGGUUAUGGAGUAUUGUCCAGGUGGCGAUCUUCAUGUUCUAAGACAGAAACAACCCGCUAGAUUCUUUCAUGAACAAGCUGCAAGAUUCUAUGUUGCUGAAGUCCUUCUUGCUCUUGAAUACCUUCAUAUGCUUGGGAUCGUUUAUCGAGAUUUAAAACCCGAAAACAUUUUAGUCAGAGAAGAUGGUCACAUCAUGGUGACUGAUUUUGACCUUUCUCUUCGGUGCUCCGUGAACCCGGUUCUCCUCCGAUCCCCUUCUACGGGUCCGGGACCCACAGAGGCACCUAGGAUGUCGGGCCCAUGCGCUGGUUCCAGCUGUAUUGAUCCUUUCUGUAUGAAACCCACCUGUCAAGUUCAAGUCUCAUGUUUCCGGCCACCAAAAGGUCGGAAAACAAAACAAGACCUCGCCGGAGAACGCCGGAAACUUCCACAGAUGGUGGCUGAGCCGACGGAGGCUCGGUCAAAUUCCUUUGUCGGGACCCAUGAGUAUUUGGCGCCUGAAAUUAUAAAAGGAGACGGACAUGGAAGUGCGGUUGAUUGGUGGACGUUUGGGAUUUUUCUGUACGAGCUUUUGUACGGGAGAACGCCGUUUAAAGGUCCAGGGAACGAUCAGACGUUGGCGAAUGUUGUUUUGGAGAGUCUUAGGUUUCCGGAAACGCCGCUGGUUAGUUUUCAGGCGAGGGAUUUGAUUAAAGGGUUGUUGGCGAAAGAGCCGGAGAAUCGGUUGGGGUUUCAUAGAGGGGCGGCGGAGAUUAAACAGCAUCCGUUUUUUGAUGGGCUGAAUUGGGCUUUGAUACGGUGUGCGUCUCCACCAGAGUUGCCGGAGGCGUAUGACGUGGCGGUGUCUAAGGCGGCGGCGUUAGAGAAAGCGAAAAACUCCGAUUCUACAUUCUCCGGUGAAGGUUCUUUCCUCUGCUUCCACCCAACGUCUCCUCUUCCAAUAACAAUCAGAAACAUGCCUAAAGUGAAGACAAACCGCGUGAAAUACCCCGAGGGCUGGGAACUCAUAGAGCCAACUCUUCUCGAAUUACAGGCAAAAAUGAGAGAAGCUGAGAAUGAUCCACAUGAUGGGAAGAGAAAAUGUGAGACCCUGUGGCCAAUCUUCAAAAUUGCACACCAGAAAAGUCGCUAUAUCUUUGAUCUUUAUCAUCGUAGGAAGGAAAUUUCUCCAGAAUUGUAUGAAUUUUGCUUGGAUCAAGGGUAUGCUGAUCGUAACAUUAUUGCAAAAUGGAAAAAGGCUGGAUAUGAAAGACUUUGCUGUUUAAGAUGCAUUCAACCACGUGAUCACAACUUUCAAACAACGUGUGUUUGUAGAGUGCCUAAGCAUCUGAGGGAGGAAAAGGUGAUAGAGUGUGUGCAUUGUGGGUGCAAAGGCUGUGCUAGUGGAGAUUGA